AUGAGAUCUUCUCUCACCUUUAAAAACACCUCGUUGCUUGAUCCGGUCUUGGAUCAAGUAGAUCUCCAUCACUGUUGGAAUAUCUGUCUUCCGAGACAAUACACUUCAGUUGCAAGAAUUGCUCGUAAAAUUGCGAAUGAUGUCUCUUUUUCAAUUUCUUACCUCUGUCAAACGGUUCAAAGAUGGAGAUAUGCUGAUCUGUCUAGCCGGAGUGGGCUUAAGUCUCAUUGCUUUGGACCUGACAAGAUCAUAAGGUUUUUCACCGAGAAUGGUUCGGUUCCCGGGAUUACAAAUCCAGUGAUGUUUCGUCAGUAUGCGCAGUCUGGGUGUUUGAUUCCCUAUAGAGAUCUGGGUCCUGAAGGUCAAUUCAAAAUAUCAAAAUAUCGCCUUGUGACUGUUGCUCAAUUUUCUCUCAGUGGUCAUUCUCAUGGCACGGAAUGCCCCAUUCAACCCAAUUGUAAGCCAUUGUGUUUGUCUUUGUUUUUAUGGAAAAGCUUAUAG
This is a messenger RNA of Arabis nemorensis, 501 nucleotides long. NCBI's taxonomy places the organism in Eukaryota, Viridiplantae, Streptophyta, Magnoliopsida, Brassicales, Brassicaceae. The record is from the annotation of a GenBank genome assembly.